GCCCUAUAUCUUUGAGUGAUGUGUGUUGAGUGUCACCCCCGUCGCCCCUCCCGCCUAAACCAGCACGAGCGACGAAAAACGCGUUGUAUGUUGUAUUGUUUACUCGUUAUAACUGUCGUCGCUGUUAAAUUCGUUAAUUUUGAUAAUUCUUCAACGAAAUGGGACGUAGAAAGAGUAAGAGAAAGCCUCCAAGUAAAAGAAAGGCAAUCAUGCCAUUGGAUACUCAAUUCAAUUGUCCAUUCUGCAAUCACGAAAAAUCAUGCGAGGUUAACAUGGACAAAUCUCGAAAUACGGCGAGAAUAACGUGCAGGGUAUGCGCGGAAGAUUUUCAGACGACGAUCAAUUUAUUGUCGGAGCCUCUGGACGUUUACAACGAUUGGAUCGAUGCCUGUGAAACUGCUAAUUGAUAAUGUUUAUAUUUUUGUUUGAAAGUGAUAGACCCGAAAUUGCAAACGGCUAGUUGAGCUGCUUGUUUUUCAGCGUCAACCAAUUUGAAGUACUUUUUCAACAGAGUACUAGGAUCAUCGAAUAUUCUUGCGUUCCAAUUGAACAUGGAUUUUUAGAGCGACGCAUCUUUGUAUGAAUGCUAUAAGGAAAAGACUUAUAUUUUAAUUGUAACAAGUGCAGAAAUUUAUGUUAAAAUUUAGUGUCUAAAUGAAUCAUCUUAGUUGCAGCAUCGAGACAACUCCAUUAUUGACUAUCCAUUUUCAUACUCUUGUAUAUUUUCAUUGCAAGUGUGAGCAGGAACUUUUAUCGCAGUAAUUAUUAAGUACAGUCAACCUGGAGAUUUAAUUGUGAUAAAUAUAUUUUUAUGAUGAAGUAUCA
Molecule: messenger RNA, 825 nt
Organism: Venturia canescens
Lineage: Eukaryota; Metazoa; Arthropoda; Insecta; Hymenoptera; Ichneumonidae
Product: transcription elongation factor 1 homolog
Exons: 2
Coding region: 159-407 (82 amino acids)
Biological process (GO): transcription elongation by RNA polymerase II
Cellular component (GO): transcription elongation factor complex
Molecular function (GO): RNA polymerase II complex binding
Source: RefSeq, a predicted model, not a curated record